This is a messenger RNA of Lymnaea stagnalis (great pond snail), 6657 nucleotides long. The record is from the annotation of a GenBank genome assembly. NCBI's taxonomy places the organism in Eukaryota, Metazoa, Mollusca, Gastropoda, Lymnaeidae.
AUGCAGAAAGCCAAGGAGAUUCAGCAGAAAAUGGAUGAGUUUUUUCCUACUGCAAAGGUAAAGUUUGUAUAGUGCUCAUGGCCAGCAGAGGCAGGAAGUUACUGACUUCAGCAUGAGAAAUGGUCUAUAGUUUUAGUGUUAUUCUGUGGGUCAAGUUAGAUUUAUAUUACCAGAUCAAAUUUCAUUUCAAAGAUUUAAAGAUUAAGAAUUAGUUAUUUUGAUACAUUAGUAAUGGAUGCUUCCUUUUCUGUAAUGACAAAAAUAUGUUUUAAGGGAUUGGAAAAUAGUUAUUUAAAUUAAAUAUCCUAAAUAAAUAUAAAGACCAAGAUUAAUUAAUGAUAUUCACUUCUUAUAAAUGGAAUGUUAUAAAAUAAUUUUUCCUUACCCAGCUUACAAUGACAACAACAAUGACAUUAAUGAAAUAUGUUUUAACAUAAAAAAAAAAAAAAAAAGAAGCACUAAAUAUUUAAUUUUUGUUGACAAAAGAAAUAAAAAAAAAAAAAAACAGCAACACUAAAUAUUUAAGUUUUUUUGAACAAAAAAAAAAAAAAAAUAGCUUUUAUUUAAUAAAAAAAAAUAAAUUUAAAAAAAGUUUUAAAAAAAAAAAAAUUAAAAAAAAAAAAUAAAUAAUUUAAAAAAAAAAAAAAAAUUGAAUUUAAUUUGACCGGAGUUGCUAUUUCUUAAAUGGGGUACACUAUUUGCAGGAAGCACAAGCCAAGAUUGAAGAUCACAUCAAAACAGCUGAACUGCUUGGCCUGAAGGGAGACACCAAGGGACAGAAAGAUCAGAUCAUCAAUGAGCUGAUCAAAGUCCACCAGAGGUUCCAGGCCAGGAUCAAUGAGUACCAGCUGUUAUUGAAGAUGACUAUUGAGUUCUACAAGCAUAUUGGACAGGUGAGAGAACAUACACCAUAUGGUGUAUCAACGUAGAAUACUCAUAUUUUUUUAACCGUAUCUAAAUUUUGGAUUUUUUAAAAAAGUGUCCUACUGAUUGAAAUGGCAACUUUAACUAAAAAGAUUUUUUUAAUGAAUUGCUCCAACUGCUUAAAUUCACCUGUGCUUUGCUUUUUCUCGUUCAGCUUGAUGAGAUGAUAAACAGAACAGAGAAGGAAUACCUCCAUUCCAACCUCCCCACAGACCUGAACCAAGCUGAGUCCAUGCUUGAGCAGCACAAGCGCAAGAAGACUGAGGUCUCACAAUUAAUCAACUACACCGCCGAGGAGGGCGAUAGAAUAGCUAGGCGUGUGCGCCAGCAGGUCAGUCACAUGGUGUAGGGAUAUUCAUUUAAAGUUAUGGAAAUUUUUAGAUUUAAUAAACUGGGAUAUUUAAGGGUAACAACAAGUGGCAACAUUGACAAAGAUGUUCAUUUGUAUGCAGUAAAAUUAUGGAUAUUUUAGAUUUAACAAGUGGGAAGAGGAAUAGAAGAGCUUGCAGUGUGCGCCAGCGGGUCAGUCAAACGUUGCUGGGAUAUUUAGUUACGUUUGUGGGGAUUAUUAGGGUAACACUAUUAGGUAUAGGUGCCAACAUUAACGAAGAUGUUUAUUUGUAUUCAGGAUGCUAGUGCCGCCGCAUCUGAUGAUGUCCGCCAUGUUUUGGACGUCACAGCAGAAACCAGGCGUCGAUGGGAUGAAUCAUGGGAAGAGCAGGAACGACGCCUGAGACAAAACCUGCAAAUCUGUCAGUUCAACUUUGACCUUAGACAGGUAAGCAAUGCUGCUACUCACAAGAUGAAGUUUUGUUAGAAUCAGUUCUUUCUGUGCUUCUCAAUGGGAUAAACGUCUGAAUGGUAUAAUUUGUCAUGUUUGAAUGUUUUCAGGCAUUUAAAAAUCUCUGUUAACUAAAUUAUUCUUUUCCUACCUUUUCUUAAGUUCAUUUUUUGUUUGUUCAUAUCAUAUUGAGUUUUUUUUAAAGAACUAAACUAACAAUUAUAUUAUUUUGUUUCCCCUCACCCAGAUCCACUCUGAAAUUGAUCAGUUACACCAACACCUACAAUCAAGGAGAGGUAACUAUGGCACCUCUUUACCCAAUGCUCAAGUGACCUCACAAACAUUCAAGGAGUUUGAGAAAACUGUUGAGGUGAGGCUCUACAUUAAUUUUUUUCCUUCUUCUAUUCAGCUAAUUCUACUUUAGCAACAUCCCUAACAAGAUGUUCAUAGUUUUGCAUAAAGAAAACACUUUAAAGUUUAUUUAAUUUUUAAAAAAAAUAUUUUUUUUUAGAAAGCGUGCCUUAAGUUCCUUUGCUUUAAAGAAGAGAAAUGCCUUUAAACAUACAUUUUUCCAACUUUCUACCAGGUCAUCGAGGACAAGAUCCAUAAAUUCAUCAGCACAGCUGAGCUGAUGGUGCAAGAUGAACACUACGAUUCUGACAACAUCAGACGUGAGGCUGAUGUCCUUAGAAACAAGUGGAGCUCUUUCCACGCAGGUGUCAAGGACUACAGGAAUCAGUUGGACACCAGCAUCAUGUACUUCACUCUCAUCGAAGAGGUCAGUGAGGAAAAGUCUUAUCUUAUUGUGUUAAUUAACUUCUUUAAGAUAAGAUUCUUUUAUUGAUCCAAACAAAUGGAAAUGUUUUUUGAUUGCAUUGUACAUUUUCAGCACAUAAAUAAAACAAUUUGAACACAAGACAUCUGCAUUAAAUUAUUUCAGUUUAGGAAAUCAUGAAAAAAGAGUUGAUUUAUGGUUUAGUAAAACAUUGAAUUAUUAAGAGAUGAAGGGUAAAGAUUCUGCUAAACUUCUUAGAAGUAUUGCAAAUAAGCAUGCAAGCUAAAUGUAUGUAAACUACAUGUAUUAUAUCUACUGUGUACUUGUAAGGAAAUCAUUAUGGUGAUAUGAAGACUUAGGGAUUAGCAACAAAAUACACUAGAUCUUAUUAAGAAUAAAUUCUUUGACUUUUCAUUGAAUAGUUUGAUUUUUUUUAAAGAUUUUAUAAUCAAUGUGUGUAUUUAACUGAUAGUCUCAAGUCAAGUUCUAUCUUAGCUAGAUUUUUGUAUCAUAAAACAACAUCAAGCCGUCUUAUCUGAUCAUACAUUUUACCUUUUGGCCAACUUGGCCCAUUGUUGAAUAUCACAUCAUCAUCUAUCUCAGAAAAAGAUCACAGCUUUAUAAUAAUAAUAAUAAUAAUAAAGUUCAUUUCAAAAACACGCUUCAUCCCCAAAGGCUCGAAGCGCGGUACAAAGUCAACAAAAAACAAAUCUAUAAUUUACCACAUUUAAAACAAACGCAACACUACAAAAACUAAUUACAAGCAUACAAUGGCAAAGUCUUUCUAGCCAUUUCAACCCUAAGCAACACAGCCANGCGUUCCAAAUUGUUGGAACAGCAAAUGCAAAUGUUUGUUGAAUAACUUAAAUGACAUGAAGAAGAUCUACUCAUCUAGAGAAAUAGGUCAACUGCUUAUUCCACCACCACCACCACCCCCCCCCCUUACACUAUUACACUGUUUAGUAACAAACAUGAACACAAUAAAUUCAGUAUAACAAAUAGCACUGAACAAUUAUCACUUAUCUAUGUUUACCACCGCUUUUUGUCCACAGUGUGAGCUCUGGAUGCGGGAAGGAAGUCAACUCCUCAUUGAUACUGGACACCAAGCACCACAAUGUAAGACACCACAGCAGGCAGAAAACCUGAUCAAAAACUUGGAGAAGUUUGUUGAGAAGGGCAAGACCAAACAGGAGGAAAGAUUGCAGAAGGUGUCAGAUCUUGCCGUUCAGCUAUAUGGUCAGUUUUUAUAGGGAACUUAAUUUGAAUCUUUUUUAUUUUUUCCUUCUGAAAAUUAAAUAAUGUAAAUUUUAAAGGAAACUUUCUUCAUUUUCUUGAUUAAAGAUAUGUUAAAUAAUGUAACAUUGGUUAAAUAAAGUUUAUGCUAAUCCCUUUAUAUGGGAUAUUUAAAUGAAAAUUGUAAAAUCUAGUGUUACGAGAAAUAAAAUUAUGAGACAUUUGGUUAAGUUUUGUAACAUAAUGACUAUAUGGGAUGUAUUACACUAAUGCUUCUUGCCCUUACUUUUAUGUUCAAUUUUUGGUAUUAUAUUUUCUACUACAGGUGACCAAGGUACAAACAAAGUGAGGCCAUUGGUCAUUCAGUAUCAAGACAUGAUGCAGUCCUUUGAACAAGCAGAUAAUGAACUUUCAAAUCUUAAGGACAACUUGGAAGGAAAAUCUGUGAGUUGUGUGAAAGGCUUUUAAUAUCGAUCAUGUAUGCUAUAGAUUUUAAGUUUUUAUAAUUUAUAAUCUUAUAAUUUAUUUUAUCUCACCUGCAAUUUUUUUAUAAAAAAUGUGUACAUUUUAUUCAAAGAGCAAAAAUGAGUGAGAGGUUUGGUUUAUUAAAAAAUAUUUAAACUAUUUUUUGUUUUGUUUUAUAAGACUAAACUUGGUAUCGAAUGAAAGAUAAUUGAAUGGACUAUAUGUCUGUAAACUUAUUUCUUCAGUUUAAAUAAAAUUAGUAACAGAAAAGAGCCAUAAAAUGUGAAAAAAAUGUAUGCUAAACCAUUUUUAAACCAUUUUUCCCCAAACCCUAUGAUGUAUGCAUAUUUCAUUUUCACUUCUAAAACUGUGAGACAAAUCCUUUAAAACUACUACUAUCGGUAUCUAAAUAUAAAUCACCUUCACUUUCAAAAUAAAUAAUAUAAAAUAAAGCUUUUCGAGCUGUUAAUCGUCUAGGAAACUUACACCAAGGGUAGCCAUAGCAACAUUAGAAAAAAUUGUGAAGAAAAUCAUUAAAAUAAUGCUUCAAAUGACAACAAAUAAACCUUGGUUUCGCUUAUAAACAAUGAAGUACCACUCUUAUAUUUAAAAGUCUUUAAAAGUUUAACCGAGAAAUAGCAAAGAAACAAACAUGAUAUUGAAAUAAUGCACAGUGCAUUGGUCCGUGUUUUUUAAAAUGUCACAAUAUCCUUAUUUUCAGCCUGUAUCUGUUGAAGAGUUCAUGCCUAGGGAUGUAACUGCAAGAGUUGCCGCCCCUCAACCCAAAGUUAGACCACCUAAAAUCACCCAGCACCUAAAAAAUGCUGAGGUUAUGGAAGGUGACAAGUGAGUAGAUAAGAUAAUUAGCUCAGCAUUAAAAAAUAUUAACCAGCCAUUGAUGUCUGAAAUUUGUGAAAUGCAUCUCAUGUCAUGAACUUGAUCAAGUGUCUUUGCUCUUACCAAACAUCUGGUGUUCAAAAAUGUAAAUUUUCCCUUAACAUGGUGGUGUCAAAUGAUGAAAGCUGUUUACUAGCACAAAAAGCCAAACAUAUAUUUUAGUUUAGAUGAAAUGACUUUUAAUUUUUGUAACAUUCAGUUAAGAAAAUAUUGAGGGAUUUUGAUUUUUGUUUGUAUAGAUUCACUUUUGAGUGCAGAGUGGACAGUGAUCAAGUGCCUGAAGUGCGCUGGUAUAAGGACAACCUGCCACUGACCAGCCCAGACUAUGAGACAAGAUUUAUGAAUGGAACAGCAACACUGACAAUAGAAGAAACGUUUUCAGAAGACACGGCUCGUUACACUUGUCGCUUCACAAAUGAAGCUGGCAUGGCAGAGUCAUCAGCUUAUCUGACUGUCAAGGGUAGGUUUUUCUUCACUUCUACCAUCAGACUAGUCUUUUUACCCAACACUCCUGAAGACUUCACCAUGGAAGAGAAAUAUUUAUUGCCCCAAAAUACAUCUUCCCUCAGAGCAUAAAUGUACAUAAUCCACCAGUUACCAAUAUGUUGUUCCUAUUUUAAAAAUACUAUAACCUCAUCCUGCAACUUCAUCGUUCCUCCCAACCCAAGCUAUGGAUCAUUUUGUAUUCCUAUAAAAUAUACCACCUCUCAAUUCACUAAAAUCCAACUUUCCAUUCCCUGAAAUCAUUUAGUCAAGAGACCUGCAUCUUUUAAACUCAGUGUAUUCUAAGAAUAUGGCUGGCCUGUUUAAGUGCAUUCUACUGAUCAAAUCAAGAGGAUCAAAUUCUAUUUAGACUUUUUUGUGUACCUUUGUUCUACUAAUGGCACUAUGAUUUAUUAAUCAGGCACCAUUUAGGACUUAAUCUAGUCCAUCUUGGGACAUCUCUGAUUUCUCAUCUUUUCAAAUAAAACUUUUUCAUUCAAAAUUGGGAUGAAUUUAAAAGAUUAAAAAAAAGGCUACAUCUUGUUGAUGCAAAUGUUGGUGAAUUUAGGUGACUUGGUCAAUUUUUUCAAUAUCUCUAUACUUGCAUUCUUCAUAUUUAUUAUGUUUAGUCUCAAGCAUCCACUAGAAGUCUUAAAUGGACACAUUGUCUCAAAAGUCUUACAUUAGAGAAAUCAUCUUCAUCCCUGUUGUCCUCAUUAAAUUCCAUAUAUAGAAAACAGUCCACAAAUGUCUUGUAGAAGCCCACUAAACCUAACUCACUUCCACCACAGAAACCCACCAGCAGAUAAUGCCACCAGAGUUUACCAGAAACCUCAAAUCUGUGGACCUCCCAGAAGGUUCCCCACAAUCCUUUGAGUGCCAUGUAGUAGGAAUCCCAACUCCAUCCAUUUCCUGGUACAUGGAUGACGUCAAUAUUGACAACUCCCCUGAAUUUAUCAUUACCAAAAUCAAUGGUACCUGCACUCUGAAGAUCCGCCAAGUCCAGCGCCAUCACAGUGCACGUUACACAUGCCGUGCACUGAACCCUGGCGGUGAAGCCUCGUCUUCGGCCAGACUAACCGUCAUACGUAAGGCUUGA